AUGACUCACGCCAAUACCCGUACAAUUUCCAGAAUAUCCAGAGAAUCCUACGGCACCGAAGACUAUGAGGGACCCUACCUAUUGAACCAUACAGAUAAGGACUUGUCAGAGGGCGGGAGUACUAUCAUGUUAGUCUCGUCGAUGCCUGACAGAGAACAGGAUCAAACGAGCAGCAUUGAAGACAGCAGAACACUUCGAAGCAGGAUUUCAAUCAGCGAUGAUGGUCGAGGCGACAUCGAAAUCAAGUCCACAUACACCAGAGAAUCCACUCAAACGGCCUUAUUCAUGGCUUCCCUUCACGAGCGCGACAAACAGCGGAAGGCGCGUCUAGGGCGUUGUUACGAUGCCAUGUCCCGGCGCGAGCGGGAAGAACACGCUCGACGGUUCUCACUUCAGCAAUUGGUAUACCGGUACUAUGUCGCUCUGCUUGAGAAAGAUGACUCAAACGACAGUGUGAAACGCAAACAUACCGCAAGCGGCCAUGAUCCGGAUUCAAGCGAAUUGAGGCAAGAGCUGCUUAUCAAGGCAGUAUCCAAAGCAGAGCGAGAAUUGCCUCAAGCUGGGAAAGUCGAUGACAGCAUGAAAGCCUCGGUGGCAAAACUCAUGAUUCAACGGGCUCUGCGAUACGAGAUGAAGAUAUGGAAUGACGCGAGACACUCAGAUGGAGCAGCAGAUUGGAUUUACCUUUUGCAUCAUUACACUUCAACGCACAAACACAACAUCAUGACAGAGACCACAUUCGUCCCAUCGUCCCGGUCAUACUGGACUCUGAAGAGCCUGAAUGUGGCAGAUGAGGACCGCAUGGAGACACUCCCUGUUACCACCGGAUCAGAGUACACCUACAAGCUGACUAUGCUUCCUAAGAAGUCUGGCUUCUACAUUGAGACGGAUAUCGUUCCGCUCGAUGAUGAUUUCGUUCAGGUCACGGUCGAUGGACAUGACAUGACGAUAGACAGCGACUUCAGCGUACCAGAGACCCAGAACGUGAUCACUAGCGUUCUACUCAAAGAAAUCGCUUUGCGAAGCGAUCUUAGUGACUGGCUGGUAGGAGCAAGCGAACUCCUGGCUGACAAGUCACCAGAAAAGGACCGUAUCGAAAAGCAGGAACAGAUCGAGAAAAUGUUGGAAGUUUACCACCGUCUUCAGAAUGAGAACGAUGGAAAACUGAACAAGAAUGAGGCCGCCUGCUGGAUCUUCGAUCCAGAAUAUUGGCAAUACCUAUGGACCGAGGAAGAUCGCCUGCGUCUGAGGGAAAAGGUUGAUGGAGUCUGUCGCAUCUUGACUGAUGUGCAGAAAAUUGAUCUUGUCGCAGCACAGAUUAUCGGGCAGACACUUCACCAAGCAAGGGGCCCAGAGAUAUGGGCGGUAGCCAUCCAAGUCAUGCAGGAGGCGCGAGAUCGGCGAGACCGGAAAGAGUCAGCUCAGGCAUACAAGGCUUGA
Molecule: messenger RNA, 1440 nt
Organism: Filobasidium floriforme
Lineage: Eukaryota; Fungi; Basidiomycota; Tremellomycetes; Filobasidiales; Filobasidiaceae
Exons: 3
Coding region: 1-1440 (479 amino acids)
Source: RefSeq, a predicted model, not a curated record